UGACACCUCGCGCCCGCUGACGAGACUAACACGGACCCGGGUAAAGGCUCCAUGUGAGUGGCUACUACACGCAUCCCGCUCGGUCUUUUCGUGACACUUUCCAUUCCAUAAAAGGUAUUCGAUAUACAGUACAGUGUUUUUUUUUUAAAUAUACGCGAAAGAGAACAACAGGUGGACACUUGUCGAGUCUCCUUUUUUCCCAAAUUUCUACCUUAAACCUGUUCUGGCUUGUUGGAUGGACUGAAUCAUCAUUGGAGCGGGGAGAGCGCCAGAAUCCAGCCGGGUAUAUGUUCCUUCUUUUCAGGGUAAUUUUGCUCCUCCCGGUGGAUUUGUUUUUUCUCAUUUUCGGAUCUUUAAACCGCUUUUUCAGUGACUGUACGUGUGAAAACUCCUUGGAGUGUCCUGGGGGUUGACGACUGACUGUAGAACUGCCCUAGGUUACACAGAUGGAAGCCCCACUUGCUAAGCGUCUGGCGGGAUUGUCCGUCUUCAUCUUCCUCCUCUCUCAAGUAUCAUGCGACCGAGAUCUGCACUUUUGCGGCACCUGGCGGCACGGCCACCAUCCACUGAGCCUAAACUUCGACAUCUCACCCGGGUGUGGUCAGAUCAUCAUAGCGGCCAAUGAAAGCUCGCUGGCUGUCCGCGGGCAGAUUGCAGCGCAAUGCAGGCGCUCCAGCACGCACCAGCUCAUCCGCCAGGCGCUCGACUCGGACGGGCAGAGUCGCUUCUGCUUGUACUGGGAGCCGCUGCAAGACCAGUUGAAGUUACAGGUGGGCAUGAGGAACUUCACGCUUUGCUGGCCCAGCGGCAUGCCCGACUCCUGUUGCACGUACUUGUCGUACUCCUCCAACGCACCCGAGGCCACCUACGGCAUCGCAGACGGGCUCAUCGAGAAUGACAUCGUCACCCGUAAAACCCUUACGGCCUACGCGUUUGACGGGACCGCUGUCAAAUGCGCCACCUUCUGUUCCAAGCAGAGCAGUGGAGGCGCCCAAGUCCAUGUGACUGACCAGGCUUCUGUGGAGGCCCUGUGUGCCCUCAGCUCAGAGGUGGAGCUCAAGGAUGGCUUCAGAGGCAUGAACAUCAACCCGCCUCGUGUGAAAGGCAUUGCCCCAGAGUCAACCACCCCCACCAUUCACCUUCCCCCGGCUUUGAAGCAAGCUGCCAAGAACAGCAGCAAAGUUGUCUACACCUUCUUCAAAAACAACUCCAUGUUCCAGGAGGGUCUCAAGGAGGUAAGGGUUCUUGAUGAUGUGGUCGAAAUCUCCGUGGAUAACCAAGUCAUCCAGAACCUGACUGAGCCAAUCAGGAUUGGCUUCCAUCAUGAUGUCAUCCCUAAAACACAUUCAAGGACAUGCGUCUCGUGGGACACUAGGAAAGAUCCAAUGAGGGUGAAGUGGUCGGUGGAGGGUUGCAAGACGCAGCAGAGAGGAGAGAAGCACACCGACUGCCUCUGCGACCACCUGACCUACUUCACAGUGCUGGUGCAACUGGAGCCUCGCCCCGUGCGCCAUCUGCUGGCUCUGACUGUCAUUACAUCUCUGGGCUGCGCUACAUCUUUCGUCAGUGGCAUCGCUCUAAUCGUCUUCCUCUGCAGGAGAAGGCGAGCUAAGGAUCCGUCCACUCCCAUCCACCUGGGCCUGGCUGUGUCGCUCACCUUUCUCAACGUGCUCUUCUUCUUCACCGGCGUCCUGGCCAAUGCAGGAGGCCAGGAACUGUGCGUCCUGAUCGGUGCGGGCCUUCAUUACGCUCUGCUCAGCGCCUUUUCCUGGAUGGGUAUUGAAGUGUUCCACACCUUCUGGCUGGUCUACGUGGUGUUCAGACCCUCCCCAAAACUUUACGUGUGGAACCUGGUCGGCUUCAUCUUGCCUGCCAUACCGGUCAUUAUCCUGGCCAGGGUUGAUGACAUCUACGGCUUGAGGGAGGUGGCGUCCAGCGAAGACGAAGACAACCCGUUCCUGAUGUGCUGGAUGAAGCCCAACCCCACGGCUUUGCUGGCUCACCACCUCACCAACACCACCAUGCUGGCCUUGCUGGUGUCGGCAGGCCUGGUGAUGCUCCUCCUGGUCUACCGAGAGAUUCGCACCCGGGAUGAGUGGCAAAAGAACCGCGUGGCCUUCCUCAGCAUCUGGGGCCUCAGCUGUCUGUUCGGCACCACCUGGGGUCUGGCCUUCCUUGACUUCGGACCUUUCUCAGACUUUAUCCUCUUCCUCUCCUGCAUCCUCAAUUCCUUCCAAGGCUUCCUGCUGAUGCUGAGGUUUUUCAUGCUGGACUGGAUGCGCAAGCACGCGGUGAGGAUCAAAGAGUCGCCUGCCAAGGUUUGUCACAUGCCCACGUCGCCGUCCACCAUAAGUCAGGAACCUCUGGAGCCGCUUUGUCCCCGUUCUUGAGGCCUCCCCCGCUUUACUAUACACAAACGUCACUCAGGUAAAACCGCCUCCAUGCCGGCCCGGAGCCUGGACCUUCCUAGAACACCUAGACUGGCUCUAGUUGUAUAUGUUGUUUUUUUUUUUUUUCAACUUUAAGCUGGAAAGUAAUGAUCAAGCUUGAUUUCCAGACAGAGUUAAGAAAGGUUACUGCACUGGUAUUUCCUCUUGACUGUUUGAUGAACCAUUUCUGCGAUGGACCUUAGCUAUUGUAUUUUUUUAUUUUUUUUGGUACAGUUUUCAAGUAGCACUUUAGCUCUUCUGUUUUUGUCUGACAUGCUUGUGUAGGAAAGGCUGGAUUGUUCAGUUGACCGUCAACUUUUCCUGCUUGAAUUAUUUUUGAUUUGAAACACAAAGCUGUUUAUCUUUUGUCUCCGUUUUUUUUUCCUCACACAACUUGGAGAUACUGCACAUGCUUUCCUGUUGGACACAAAUGCUGUAUUCCCCUGUAGUGACUGGAGAUAUUUACUGAACUGCAGUGAAUAGCUGACAUUCAUUGGGUGGAGGCCUUUAGUUUCAUACUGGACAGCCUGCGGUACAAAAGCCCCAUUUGAAAUUGUUUUGUUCCUUGGUGAAAAUUAUUCUCAGGGCCAAAUAAAUUGUCUGUUUUUUUUUUUUGUUUUUUGUUUUUUGUUUUUUACACCAUCUAAAAAAAUCAGCCCCUAAAAUAAGUUUUAGUUGGCCACAUGGCUGUACAUUUGCUUGGCAAUUUGGUGUCAUGAACCCUUGCCUUAAAAGACACAAAUGGCAGACUACCUGCAAUAACAUUUAAAGUGACAUUUAAAAGUCCUUCCAAGCUUCGGCUUUACAGAUCCCACAUCUGCUCUGCAGUGUGUUGUGGUUAAAAGACCACUCGUAUCAGAUGUUAGUGUGCAGGUAAUAACGGUCACCGCAGUUGUUUAUUUGAGGUGCGGUGUCUAUUGCAGAGGAGACCAUUGUUUGAGAAAUUACGGGAGGUAGGCACAAAAGUUGACGUUCCCAUUAAAAGGGAGGUCAAUGAUGUUCAGAAUCAAAUGUUUGCCUCUUUACCAUGAUUUCAUUCAUCAAUGAUGACGAUGAAAGCACAAAAUGGAGGCGACUGUUUUGAAAGAAGCCCCCAAAUGGAGCAAAGACUUUGAGAGUACAUGUUGCUCGAAUAU
Molecule: messenger RNA, 3565 nt
Organism: Hippocampus comes (tiger tail seahorse)
Lineage: Eukaryota; Metazoa; Chordata; Actinopteri; Syngnathiformes; Syngnathidae
Product: adhesion G-protein coupled receptor G5-like
Exons: 15
Coding region: 447-2390 (647 amino acids)
Biological process (GO): cell surface receptor signaling pathway; adenylate cyclase-activating G protein-coupled receptor signaling pathway
Cellular component (GO): plasma membrane
Molecular function (GO): G protein-coupled receptor activity
Source: RefSeq, a predicted model, not a curated record